AUGUCUUCUCCCUCCAAGAGUCCAACUAUGGAACCUGUUCAGGAAAGUCAUCCGCAUCUCAAGGCUUCUGUUAGCCAAGUUAGCACGUCCAGUGGUAGCCCUAGUCCUAAGCAAUUGCAAGAACAGACUGAACAUGAGGCUUCUUUUACGAGGACGAAAGAUGCCAUUGUUGCUCCAUCUGUUGGCACAGUGGUUGAUCAUCGAUUUUCUGAGGAAGAAGAGCAGCUGAACAAUUUCAACAACAACCUGAAAAGGCAGCAGGAUGCUUUUCUGAAGAGCUUCCCACCUGGCUAUAGGUUCAAUCCUCGUGAUGACGAACUUGUGCAGCAUUACUUGUUGAAAAAAAUUCUCAACGAGCCUUUGCCUCCCAACAAGAUCAUGGAGGUUAAUCUCUACCGUCACAAUCCUGAGACGCUUGCUGAAAACUAUGAAACAUAUGGAGAAAAAGAGUGGUAUUUCUUUACUCCAAGGGACCGCAAGUAUCGUAAUGGACGUCGGCCAAAUAGGGCAGCUGGUGAUGGAUAUUGGAAGGCAACAGGUGCUGACAAAUUUAUAUGGUCUGGUAGGGUAAAAAUUGGAUGUAGAAAGGCUCUCGUUUUUUACCGAGGCAAACCUCCAAAGGGUAAAAAGACCAGCUGGAUCAUGCAUGAGUACCGAGUCCCUGAAUCUCACACUACCAAAAGGACUGAAAAUGACAUGAGGUUGGAUAAUUGGGUUCUUUGUAGAAUUUAUAAGAAAAAGCACCUGAUCAAAAGUGUGUUGUGCAAAUUACAGACCCAAAGCUUGUUAUGCAGUCAGUUAAUGACUCUACAUCUGGUUCGACAAUAUGCACAGAUGAAGCUUGUUGUGAUCAGAAGUUUUUAG
Molecule: messenger RNA, 864 nt
Organism: Argentina anserina (silverweed cinquefoil)
Lineage: Eukaryota; Viridiplantae; Streptophyta; Magnoliopsida; Rosales; Rosaceae
Product: NAC transcription factor 32-like
Exons: 5
Coding region: 1-864 (287 amino acids)
Biological process (GO): regulation of DNA-templated transcription
Molecular function (GO): DNA binding
Source: RefSeq, a predicted model, not a curated record